GACAAACCUGACCAACGAGACAACUCCUAAAGCCUGUUAAUCUGCUGAAAUGUUAAACUGGUAGACAGACUACUUAUUACCUUCAAAUAGUUUUGAACUAUGUAACUAUGAAGCUGUUUUUCUUGCUGUGGAUUCUGCCUGUAACCUUAGGAGACACUCACAUCACCUGUAUCUAUUCUGAGGAAUGCAUGUUACCUUGCACAUCCACACACCUUGAUAUCAUCCACUGGUAUCUGGAUAAAAAAGCAGUGCAUUCAUAUUACAACAAUCAAGACCAGCUGGGCUAUCAGCACAAGGACUACAAGGGAAGAACAUCCCUGUUUUCGCAACCUGAAAUUAAAAAUGGAAAUGUAUCACUCUUGAUAAGAAACAUCAGCGUCCAAGAUGAAGGCAGAUACAGGUGCUACGCUGCUGAUGAUAGAACAAAUGAUGAGAAGUACGUGGUUGUGGCAGUGGAAGCUCCAGCUAAAGCAGUGGAUAUCAGAUUAAAAGAUGAUACAGUGAUCUGCACCACCAAUGGAGUUUAUCCAGAACCAAAAGUCUUGUGGUCCUCAGACCCUCCAGCAGUUCAGAGGCCACUGAACACUUUCAGCCAAACAGAAGAUCACCUGUUUACGGUGACAAGUCAACUUAAAGUGGAUGUCAUAAGCAAUACCGACACAUAUAACUGCUCGAUAACUACUAAAAAUGCACGCUAUACAGCUACUCUAAAACAACAAGCAGCUUCAGAAGUCAAGAAUGAGUUCAUUUUCAAAUGUCCAGUCCCUAAGGACUUUGACUACACUCUCACCUUGAGAUCUUCCACCAACAUCCUGACAUAUGACAGCAAAACCUCUAUGAAAGAAAUCUCAGAGCAGUGGAGAAACAAAGUUACCUUUCAUCCAGAAAACGGAACCAUUAUACUUUCUGAUCUUAAUCAAGAACAAAUGGGAACAUACACAUGUGAAAGCACUACAGCCCACAACAGAUACAUUACACAAGCCAAAAUCCAAUCAAGUGGUGGGGGAAUUGCCUUCAUACUUGUCGGCAUUAUAGCAGCCAUUAUUAUAAUUAUUAUUGCUGCCUCUGGUUUCAUUGUAAUUAGAAGGAAGUUAUCAAAGAAAUCUAAAGACACAUCAAGCACAAAAAAGACAUCAAAACCUGCUAAAGAGCAAGAGUUGCAGCAGUUAAAUGGAACAACGCAAUAAUCAUGUGACAAGUCUUGAGGAUGAAAAAUGACAAGGAAAUCCGGCACGGAUAUUGUCAGUAUUCAUAUUUAUUGUUCAGGAAUUAAAUGAAGACAAGCCUGAAGAUAAAUAAGAAGAUUCUUGAAGGCAAAAGCAUGCUGGGACGAACAAGAGAGAGCAGAGAGGCGAAUAAAGUGUGUGUGAAAUUUCAGUGAACAUUGAAUGGGAACGAACACCAAACUCAAGGGUACACUUGUAAACUCACUGCUAGAUCACAGACUUUCAAGCUUCAAGGUUUUAGUCAGUUUUUUCUCUAUGUUGAAGGACUGUUCCUGCUAAUUUUUAACAUACUUUACCUUAGAAGUGGAUAGAUCAGAUUUCAUUACCCUUCUAGCGUCUCAGGGCCAACCAGUUUUUUUCUCAUUCCACUGUAAACCAGGAAAUCAGUUCUUAAAAGUUACUACAGAUUAAGCCAAAAAAAAAAAAAAAAAACGACGACGACAGCAACAACAAAUGAACGAGCAAUUUUUGUUUUGUUGCUUGAUUUUUUCAGAAGGUGCUAAUCUGAAACUUCAUGCCAACCCUACAAUGAUCUAUCCUGUCUAUUUACCUGUCUAUUACAUUUUAGUCAUGUUUUUCUGCUGUUCUUUCACCUGAUGUGUAAAUAUGUAAAUUCCUGCCGGAAUUGCACUAUGCUUCACUUUAAUGAAAUUAUCUUGGUUAUGAAGGAUGUUAAUACAUAACUUUUAAAAUUCAA
Messenger RNA from Labeo rohita (rohu), 1923 nucleotides. RefSeq names its product HERV-H LTR-associating 2b, tandem duplicate 2 (gene hhla2b.2). Gene Ontology annotation, biological process: T cell costimulation; cell surface receptor signaling pathway; positive regulation of T cell proliferation. NCBI's taxonomy places the organism in Eukaryota, Metazoa, Chordata, Actinopteri, Cypriniformes, Cyprinidae. The transcript has 6 exons. The record is from RefSeq and is a predicted model, not a curated record. Bases 108 to 1187 code for a protein of 359 amino acids. Gene Ontology annotation, cellular component: external side of plasma membrane.